Molecule: messenger RNA, 2024 nt
Organism: Alexandromys fortis (reed vole)
Lineage: Eukaryota; Metazoa; Chordata; Mammalia; Rodentia; Cricetidae
Gene: Znf385d
Product: zinc finger protein 385D
Exons: 9
Coding region: 526-1869 (447 amino acids)
Cellular component (GO): nucleus
Molecular function (GO): nucleic acid binding; zinc ion binding
Source: RefSeq, a predicted model, not a curated record
UUACUCUUACAGUUGGUAAUAGGACUCAUGAAAGCUAUUCAUGGAUUUUGAUUUGACCUCAUCGAAAACAUUAGCUAAAAUUCAAAAAUGGAAAGCAUAUUUGGGGGAUUUUGCUUAUUUGAAUUAUGUAGAUCCCGUUCUAAUCUGUAUUUUUUUUGAGGUAGAAAGAUGCAUGCCUUUAAUCUGAAUCUUUGAGUUUAGAAGACAUAUGUUUUUAAUCUGGUUCUUGAGGUGGGAAGACACACCUUUAAUUGAAACUAUACCUUCUCCUGGAAACAUAUAUAAACAUAUGGAAGAAAUAAGCUUUUACCCCUUGCCUUGCUAGCAAGUACAUUCCUCCAUUGGCAUUUGAGUGUACUUCUUCAGGAUUCCAGCAUAUACUGAAGACCAGUUGAGACAUCCGAUCUUGUAAACUGAGCAAGAACUGAGUUCUUGGACUUUUUGUUCACAGCCAGCCAUUGUUGAUUUACCUAGACCACAAUCUAUUUCACAAGUGCCCAAGAUGGAGAGAGUGAGGCUGAAUUAAUGCCUGAUGAGUUUGAAGAGAAACCAGGAAGGGAAAAGAAACACUCGAACUUCACCUUGUGCAGUGUGUGUAACAUUCAACUGAAUUCGGCUGCUCAAGCACAAAUCCACUACAAUGGCAAAUCUCACCAGAAGAGACUGAAACAGCUGACCAAUGGCACACUGAAGAACGGCAAUGGUGGUACAUGCCAGAGUCCUGCUCUCCCAGCCCUGGUCCGGCCGCCAGCCCCUCCUUUGCAGCCAUCAUUGGAUAUUAAGCCCUUCCUUCCCUUUCCUCUUGACACUGCAGCGGCGGUCAACCUGUUUCCCAAUUUUAAUGCGAUGGACCCUAUUCAGAAAGCCGUAAUAAACCAUACAUUCGGGGUUCCUCUUCCUCAUCGGAGAAAGCAAAUCAUCUCAUGCAACAUUUGCCAGUUGAGAUUUAAUUCAGAUAGCCAGGCUGCGGCCCACUACAAAGGCACGAAACAUGCCAAGAAGCUCAAAGCACUGGAAGCCAUGAAAAAUAAGCAGAAAUCUGUCACUGCCAAGGACAGCGCAAAGACUGCCUUCACCUCCAUCACUACCAAUACCAUGACCACCAGCUCUGACAAAACAGACAGUACCACAGGGACGACAGUGAUAUCAACGACAAAUGUGGAAAUGCACAAGAACAACACCGUAACAACCAAGAUCUCUAAACCGGAGAAAAGCCCCACAGCGGUGGCAGCCACUGGCAACAGCUCAAGUCCCUCCACAGAGACUGAGGAAGAAAAGGCAAAGAGGCUGCUUUACUGUUCGCUAUGCAAGGUGGCUGUGAACUCUGCCUCGCAGCUGGAGGCUCACAACAGCGGUACUAAGCACAAAACAAUGCUAGAAGCCCGCAAUGGAAGUGGAACUAUCAAGGCUUUUCCUCGGGCAGGAAUGAAGGGCAAAGGACCUGUUACUAAGGGAAACACAGGCCUCCAAAACAAAACAUUUCACUGUGAAAUAUGUGAUGUGCAUGUCAACUCGGAAACACAACUCAAACAGCACAUUAGCAGCAGAAGGCACAAAGACAGAGCUGCUGGAAAGCCCCCCAAACCAAAAUACAGUCCCUACAACAAACUGCAGAAGGCAACAAAUCCACUAGGGGUAAAAUUAGUAUUUUCAAAAGAAGCUUCAAAGCCACUGGCUCCCAGAAUUCUCCCGAACCCGCUGGCUGCGGCCGCAGCUGCAGCUGCUGUGGCAGUGAAUUCCCCUUUCAGUCUUCGAACUGCUCCAGCAGCCACCCUCUUCCAGACCUCAGCACUUCCUCCAGCCCUCCUGCGGCCAGCUCCUGGACCCAUUCGGACCACCCACACUCCUGUGCUCUUUGCUCCUUACUGAAUUCCCCGAACAGGAGGUGUUGUACUGCAAUAAUUUUUAAGACAACAAAAUGAAACUAAAAUCAAACAAAAGAGAACUAUGCAGUGUUUAUUUAUAGUUUCCAGUGUACCUGAAGAGCCAGGACUUUUGAUAGUAAAAUGAAAAGGUUAUUUAAA